UGUCUGCAGGAGAAGGCUAAGCGUGAGGCUGAAGAGGCUGCCAAGAAACAGCGCAAACCUGGUCAGAAGCGCAAGGGUUUGGGUGGUCUUUCACCUGAAAAGAAACGACUACUCAAAGUAUCCGAAAUGAAGAAGAGGCAGGAAGAGAAGGACAACUACCUCAAAUCGAGAGUUCAGCCUCUUCAAUUGGACGGACUUGAUGACGGUAUGAAGGUCCGCGAACUGCAUACCCGAAUGGCUCAGCUGGAGGGGGAGAAGUUUGACUGGGAGAUGAAACUCCGGCGCCAAGACCUCGAGAUUAAUGAACUCACAAUGAAGGUCAAUGAUGUUAAAGGCAAAUUCGUUAAACCCGUGCUUAAGAAGGUUUCCAAGACUGAGAGCCAACUCGCUCGUAUUGAAAAGAAGGAGAAGAGUUUGGCCGCCUUCCGAAAUCAACUAAAAUCCACCGGACAAAACAAAUUUGCCCUUGAAGAGAAGGAUGAGGCCUCCCAUGUAAGUUUGUGUGUUUAA
Messenger RNA from Rodentolepis nana, 510 nucleotides. NCBI's taxonomy places the organism in Eukaryota, Metazoa, Platyhelminthes, Cestoda, Cyclophyllidea, Hymenolepididae. The record is from the annotation of a GenBank genome assembly.